UGAACUUUUUAUUAGAAAUUACGGAGUGAACAUACAUAAUUGGAGUUAUUGAUGAAAAGGAUAACAGGAUAGCGAUGAGCUGUAGCACGCCAUCCUCGGGGCCAGGCAAGGGCUCCGUUAAAGGAUACCUCGACGUGAAGAUCCCUGCGAGGAAGCGCAAGAGCAUUUCCCUUUUCAGGGUGCAGGUGUGGAAGAGGAGGUGUUGGGUGGUGGUAAGGGGUGACCGUUCCCCCGCUGACUCCACCUCUGGGGGAGGCAUGGUGACUCCCACAGCCCCAUCCACUCCCACUCACCCUUCGUCUACUCCCAUUAACGGCAAUUCAUCACAAUCUGCUUCCGGCGAGAUAAGCCUGAGCGUCGAGAUCUACACGCGGCAUGAGGGAAGCAACCAGCCGACCGAGGGCACCAUACUUCAUAUCGACCUCGUACACAAAAUACGGAGGGCUAAGUCUAAGUCCCACCCAUACGCGUUCGAGGUGUGUGGGAGACGAGGGCAGGCGCUGCUGUACCUCAGCGGGGGGAGUGAGACGGAGAGCCAGCGUUGGAUGUCAGCCAUGAGGGACCUGCUAUGGCUGCCCCUACAGCUCCCCCACAUAAAUGCAGUUUACCCGCACAACUGGCCAGUUAGCGCGAUCUCGGUGGGCGAGGAGGAGGGCGAGUACGCAGCCCUGGGUGGUCUGUACGGCCGCAUGGCCGUGGCACGGGCCAACCUCGUCAUCAAGGACGUCCAUAACGGAGCAACGCUCGCCGAGUGGCCGCUGACGUCCAUCCAGCGAGUGUACGUCUCGGCCGGCGGGGAACUGGAGGACGAGGGCAAGAUUUUUAUCAUUCAGACGAGACCAGCGCAUCCAUGCGGUGAAACGUACCUCUACUUCUUCUCUAACGAGCUGGGCCCGCUGUUAGACGGGCUACACGACGCAGUAUCCGGACUACUGGCAAAAGGCAACGGCGGCGAUGACACAUCCGUUAUCAGCGACUUAUCCGAGUUGUCCGGUGCCAUUGGAUCGGUGGUUGUGCAACCACAAAGACUACCGGAACUAGGUACCAUGGCAAAAGUUAGGAAGUCUACUUCUGUACUCGACUUAUCUGAGGUAUCGUCGCACAAAAUUGGUUCGGAUCUACUAGGAGUGCCAACUUGUAAGUCCCUAGGAACUUCCCCUCAACAUAAAAUGCUUAGUCACUGCCGUAGAAAAUCUAUGAGCGAGACGAACCUGGCUAGAAUAUGUUUGGAUGAAACAGACGAAGAACUGGAUGCGAGGGAUGAAGAUUUGGACGAUAUCAGACCCGCAGAUCAGCCGAAAGACCGGACUUCUUCAUCAGGAUCUUAUAACUCUUACAGAUCCACAGAUUCUGGAGUACGACUUUCCGCAUCUCCGUCCAAUUAUGACCAGGCGACGAUGAGGAGACUUGUUACGAAGUCAGAUUCUAUUGAUUCGGGAGUACGAGCCUGUAUCAAAGAUGACGCACACAAGGACCACACUCAUCUAAGAGCCGGCAUCCCAGUUCCUGCUGCUCCUGAAUUGGAUGAUACCCGUAAAGUCGACGGAUCUUACAAUGAUUCCAAGUCGGGAGAAAGUUCCAAUCGCAGUAUAGGAACCCAAGAAGAAGAACCGGACGUCAAUGCUCGAGUUGGAGCAUGGUGCCUUCAGAGCGCAAAAGCCAGGAAGUCAUUCUUCUUGAAAAACCUCAAUGCUGCUACAAUCCCAAGCAACAGAGAUAAAUUUUUAACGAAGAGUCUAUCAAGAACUUUGUCUGAAUCGUACAAGGAAAUCCCAGAAAGAGGUGGAGUUAAAGAAGAAUAUCGAAAAGCUAUGGAGAAUCCAAUAUUGACAACGAAGCACACAACAGUGUACGAGGAAAUAAAAGAUGUUCUUAAGCCUCUGAAUGAGAAAAGAAAUGAGAAGGAACAUGAAUAUGAAGAUUUGGAAAAAUUGAGAAGGGACAUUAAGAGAAGCUACAGCUUCCAAGAAAAAACUCAACCACCUCCUCCUCCACUUCCGCCCAGAAGGCCAAAGUCAUUUUCGCCAGAUCCUUGGGUCGAAGGUUCUUUAAGCAAAACAGGAACACUAAGAAAAAUUUUUGGGUUAUCCUUCCACAGCAAGUCUCACUCUCAAGAUAGCAUGCUUGAAAUGGAGGCCCCACAGCUUGGCGACGAUCGACUGCAUGCAAGCCACCUGGAAAGUUGCGACGUUGCAACAGUCCAAGCUCUAGGGACUUUGCCUAGGCCGAGGAGGCGAGCCACAAUGGAUGUGUAUGAACGCCAUCAGAGUUUCUCCAGUUCGCCAAGAAUGUCUCCUAAACAAAAAAUACGUAAUCCCUUCGGAAUUUCACCGUCCAGAUCUCCUCGAAUUCCAAGACCGAAAAACCUGUUCAUCUUUAAGACUUCGAACAAUGAUGAAAACUCUUCGCCGUCUUCACAGGCAAACUUGCGGUACCAGCGACAAAUUAUGAUGCAGUCCCAGAAAACUCCAAGUACUGACAGCUCUCUGGCCGACAUUUCUACACCUGACACUCCUAAGCCGGGAAGUUUUUAUCGAGGAAUGUACAGGCCAGAUUCAGUGCAUUUAGAAACUCCAGACACAGGUGACGAGUCCGGCACUAAAGAUGGUAAUUCAGGAUAUAACAUUAAAAGUCCGAAGAUAAUGAGUAAAACCUUUAGCUUUCUCCGCAAGUAUCCUAAAGAAAAGUACGGGUCUUUGGAGCAGAAGAGAAAGUCCACAAUUUCUGUCACUUCUCAGCCGGAUUCGGCUGACUCCUCCAACAAAGUACCCAACAGUUUCUCUUUGGAUAGUUUUGCCGUCGAUGCAGAAGCGACGAAGCCAGAAGACGAGGCGAAUAAGCCUAAUGAGAACUGCAGUCGAAAGAUUGAAGGCAGGAAAGCAUCGGUUAGUAAAGGGUCUUCUGGAAUUAUGAUUCCUCGAGGAUCGUACGCAGAAAGAGGAAGCAGCGUAAGCCCAGCAACGACGCCAUCUGGCAUCCAAGCCAGCUGCUUGCUUGGACGUCCAGGCACACCACCUGCCACAGAUCUACCACUGAGAAGUGCCAACAGACAACCUUCUGCCUCGUCUAUAUGGAAUGUCCCAGGAAUUCCACCUCAGGUGCCACCGAAGAAGUGCAACGAUUCUGAACCCCAGUAUGCUAAUCUAGGACCAGAUCCAGACUAUAUGACUGUGGAAGAAAUUGCUGGUGCUUUUCGGAAAACCACUCCAACUCUUCCUUCUAAAGAUAUCAUUGAUCCUGGCGGAUACCUAUCAAUGGGAGACAUACGACAAUUGAAGGCAAUGCCGGAGACAAAUCAAGCUCGCCCUCCAGACCACGAGUAUGUAUCGAUGGACGAUAUUCAAACAACAACCUUUUCAGACUAUCCAAAAGUUUGUGGUUCGGCAACAUCUUCAAUGGACCGAAGGCAAACUCAUCACCACCACCCUCAUCACCACCCUUACGUGUCACAACUCCGUCAGAUGCACCAGCCCCUAGACAAGAGUAGCAUCAGGAGUGCAGGGCCAGGAUCUACCGCAGUCCCUCCUAUAGAUUUUAAGUAUCCUCACUCUCUGACUUCAAUCCACAAGAGUGCUCCUGGGAGUCGCAAGACCUCGUGUUGUGAGGGUAUUCCAUCCGACUACCUUACACCCCAGGAGGUCGGUCGUCUGCUAAGGAGGGAACUUCUUCACACGGCCACGAGUAGAACACGGCAGGAACACGAACGAUCUCAUGCGGCUCACAAGCACGCGCUCCCAUAACACAACCCCUGCAAUAGCACCUUCCCUCACGUGGCUCACGCAAGGCGUACGCAGUUGUAGCAUUAUUGGCGUACGCAUUUGUAAUCCUGUGGCAAAAAGUUGUCCCACGUACAACAUUCCUACUCACAGCAAGCGCUAAACAUUUUCAUUUAAAUGACUCUCUUAUAACUUUAUCACUCUUACAAUUCCGCGCACAACCUUUAUUGAAUCACCCAGAUAAAUUUCACACAAGUGACGCUCGCUGAACACAAUCUCACCUUAAAAAACAGUGCAUGUGCUGCGCUUGAUGAACAUGCAACUUCAGGUUAAUACUUCAACAUGUUUUUUUUAAUCCUCUUCCCGGAUGAGCAUAUACAACAAAUUCAAACGCAUACAUCCAAACGCCAACGAAGAAGUCACGGAAGCUCAAGUUUUAAUUGUCUAAUAUUAAUGCAAAUGUGAAUCAAUUGGCGUUCCCUAUUGAAGAGAAUUGAAUUUUUCUAAUUGUUAUUUGUACAGUUACUGUGUUGGAACGUUGAAGGACUCAACGAAGUGUACUUCCUCGAGAGUAGAAUUGUAAGUAAUGAACUGCGCUAAGGUAUUGCAGUGGUCAAGUUACUAGAAAUAUUGCAGCUUUGAAAAAAUUCUGUAUAUAUAAUGGAAUUUAGUUGACAAUUUGCUACGAAAUUAGACAAGCUGGAGAAAAUAAUAUUGAAUAUCAGAAUUUUUUUCAAAGUAUUUUGAGAGCGCCAAAGAUAAUAGGUAUAUAUAAUUCUUACGGAAAACCAGCUAGCGCAAAUUAACCUUCCGUACACUGAAAAAAUAUGGAGGAUGCACGAAGAAAUUUAUAGUAAACAGCUGUGGCCAUUCAAGUGACGUGACGACAAGCGUUUUUAUUUAUAUGGACGAUUUACAUGCGAGUGGAAUCUAUAUUUAUUCUUUUAUUUUUAAUAUUUAUUAAUUAACGUAGUAAGAGUCAAAACUAAAACCUCAUUUACAAAAUUGCAAAGGUGGCCAUCUUAAACGAAAUUUCUGAAAGCAGUGCAGGGCUCAGACACAAAGUUGAUGAUGGCACCGACCUCUGUAAUUCUUUCGAUAAAUUGCCAUCACAGAAACCCUCGUUCUUGAAAGCAAUUAUAAAGACAUACGAGCCUAGCAAAGACAAUACAGAUUAAUUUAGUAGCUACUUAAACAAUUGACGUUCGAGGAUGUGAGAAACUGAGAAUCUUCUGUAUAGGGGAUCUUGAGCUGUGAGGUUUGUGAUGCUGUCAGAUCCCUAGAAAACCUUGACCGCACUGCCGAAGUAAUUGAAACUCUAGGUCAGCUUAAGGAAUUUAGUUCGGAAUGAACUACUCUGACCUGAAUGAUAAAUUACGAUAGUUCAUACCGCGCUAUUUCAACUUGAAUUAUAAAAUAUGGAAAUUCAUACCAUGCUCGAAUUAUUAGGUAUGAUUAUUUCAAUAACGCAAUUGAUACCUGUAUUAUGCUGUACGGAGUGAUCUCUUAUAAGCUCUCCUGACCUGAAUAGCGAUGGUGAUGGGAAAACUAAAAAUUACUUUUCCUAAAACGAGUAGAAAUAGGUAAUCAUUCCUGACAUAGAUAAUUGAAGGUUAUAAUAUUUUUGGAGUUUCAGCGUUACUGCAACAAUUAUCAUGGUAUUACGCCUAAAAACGAUAAUUAUUUUCAUAAAAUGACUGAAAAUGGAAUAUAGCUUGUAUGGAAAUUGUAUAACAGCAUUAAAUAACGCUUGACAAGCUCUUCUAGGUCAGGAAAAUCGAACGAAAGCCGCGUAUGACUGUAGCCUGCUUCCUUCUAGCGUGUCGUGAACUCUUUGUAGUUUCCUUGCAUGAAACAUGAAAUGUUAUUAUAAUAUGCAAAUUUUUGAUUACUCGUCAGAGUCAUAGCGCAGUGACCGCUAUGUUAUUUUUCUGGUGCAGCUUACCUCUCGGAAGUCGCCUCAUGAAUGCAUCCAUCUCAACAAUAUUGCAGGAAAUUGAUAAAGAAAUUAGUUGCAUAUAUGUGCCAUGUCAUUUGCGAUAAUGAAAUUUAUUAAAUUAAACUACUAUGUGUCAGAAGUUUGCAUUAAAGACAUGAACUGUACGCUCACAAUACUAACUAUUCGUACGCUCUAGUCUCUGUACGCAUCCAUUUGGCUCGAGUAACACAUUUAACAUUAUCGUUUAUGUUUGUCAGCUAAGCAGUAUUGAAAUGCCAAUUUUUCUGCACCAGAUCUGAAAAUGGGACACGAAAUUAGAGAGUAACUUAUUCAAAUUGAAACAAAUACGUUCAAAUGAAAAAUUUGAUGAAAAAUGGAAUUUGGCCCACGCGGGAGCUGAAAAUUCCGAAAUGUGCAAUUAUCAGUAAUGGGCAAGAGUGCCAAACGAACCUUAUAAACUGUAAGGUAUUAUUGCGGUUAUUAUGUUGUUUUACGUGUGCCAAGUGUUGCUCGUAGAUAAAGAGGAAUUUUUACCGUUGUUAACAUUAAGCAGCAUCCAAGAUGUAGAACUAAACCUUCUUUGUGUAUGUUGACUGCACAAAGUUGUUUUUGAGAUUCUUAUCGUUUAGGGAAAGCAUCGAUACUUUGAAUGGGUGAAGCAACGAAAAAAAGAUCAACCUUUAGCACCAGUUUGACUGAUUUUGUUCACGUUUGAUGUACUUUGUUCCAAGUUCUAGCCAUUAUGCUUCUCACGUGUUUCAUUAAAUUUGUU
Hyalella azteca is the source of this 6427-nucleotide messenger RNA. RefSeq lists its product as uncharacterized. The coding region runs from base 75 to 3740 and encodes 1221 amino acids. The transcript is spliced from 7 exons. The record is from RefSeq and is a predicted model, not a curated record. Lineage: Eukaryota; Metazoa; Arthropoda; Malacostraca; Amphipoda; Hyalellidae.